Pygoscelis adeliae (Adelie penguin) is the source of this 1833-nucleotide messenger RNA. RefSeq names its product heat shock transcription factor 1 (gene HSF1). Gene Ontology annotation, molecular function: DNA-binding transcription factor activity; sequence-specific DNA binding. The transcript is spliced from 14 exons. The coding region runs from base 1 to 1653 and encodes 550 amino acids. Gene Ontology annotation, biological process: regulation of DNA-templated transcription. The record is from RefSeq and is a predicted model, not a curated record. NCBI's taxonomy places the organism in Eukaryota, Metazoa, Chordata, Aves, Sphenisciformes, Spheniscidae.
AUGCCGUUACAGCACGCCUGUGCUGUUUUUCUGGCGUGCUUCGGCGGCGCUGGCCUGACUCGCGGUCGCGCCAAACACUCGGGUAGAAAUAAGUUCUUGCGAAUACUGGACUGCUCUGUCUCCUGUCGUGCCGUACCGCCUUGCUUCGACCGCAGAUCAGACGUUUGCUACCAAAACUGUUGGGGGAAGAGAAACGCGGUGAUAUUGAGUGGAAACAGCUUCCAUGUGUUUGACCAAGGCCAAUUUGCCAAGGAGGUGCUUCCAAAGUACUUCAAACAUAACAACAUGGCCAGCUUUGUACGGCAGCUCAAUAUGUAUGGCUUUCGAAAGGUUGUCCACAUUGAGCAGGGAGGAUUGGUGAAGCCAGAGAAAGAUGAUACUGAAUUCCAGCAUCCGUACUUCAUCCGAGGCCAGGAACAUCUCCUGGAGAACAUCAAGAGGAAAGUAACCAGCGUAUCCAGUAUAAAGAAUGAGGAUAUAAAGGUUCGGCAAGACAAUGUAACCAAGUUACUGACUGACAUCCAGGUGAUGAAAGGAAAGCAGGAGAGCAUGGACUCCAAGCUGAUAGCCAUGAAGCAUGAGAAUGAGGCGCUGUGGAGGGAAGUAGCCAGCUUGAGGCAGAAGCAUGCUCAGCAGCAGAAAGUUGUCAAUAAGCUUAUCCAGUUUUUGAUUUCAUUGGUGCAAUCCAACCGUAUUCUUGGGGUGAAGAGGAAGAUCCCCCUGAUGUUGAACGACAGCAGUUCAGCACAUUCCAUGCCGAAAUAUAGUCGCCAGUACUCCUUGGAGCAUGUCCACGGCUCAUCCCCAUACGCAGCUUCUUCCCCAGCAUAUAGUGGCUCCAACCUGUAUUCCCCGGAUUCUUCAGCCAACUCUGGUCCCAUUAUCUCCGACGUGACCGAGCUAGCCCAGUCCAGCCCUUCGGCAUCUCCCAGCGGCAGUCUCGAUGAAAGGAGUAGUCCUGUGGUCCGUAUCAAAGAAGAACCCCCUAGUCCCGCCCGCAGCCCCCAGAUAGAGGAGGCCAGCCCAGGGAACCCUCCUGCUGUUGAAACUCCUCUGUCCCCCUCCACAUUCAUUGACUCCAUCCUGCAGGAGAAUGAACCCAGCACUACGACCGCUGCAGCCGGCGACAGCACCACACAGCCUCAGCCCCAGGAAAAGUGCCUCAGCGUUGCCUGCCUCGACAAUUUGACUCGCACUUCGCAGAUGUCAGAGGUCACUCGUCUUUGCCCCAGUUCUUCCUCUUCCUCACUUCAUUGCAGAUCACAGCAAGGGAGUGAACUCAACGACCAUCUGGACACCAUCGAUUCCAACCUGGAUAACCUUCAGACGAUGCUGACCACACACGGCUUCAGCGUAGACACAAGCGCACUAUUAGACAUUCAGGAUCUCCUUUCAUCCCAGGAACAGCAGAAACCUACUGAGACAGAGGCCAGCACAGCAGACACAGGAAAGCAGCUGGUGCACUACACGGCCCAGCCCCUCUUCCUGGUGGACUCGAGCGCUGUCGACAUGGGGAGCGGAGACCUGCCGAUAUUCUUUGAGCUGGGGGAAGGGCCGUAUUUCACGGACGGAGACGAGUACUCGGAAGAUCCCACCAUCUCCCUCUUGUCGGGGACUGAGCAGUCCAAACCCAAGGACCCUGCGAUAUCCUAAGGCCCAGGGCGGGGUGAAAGAGAGGAAGAGAAAGAAUACGCACUAAAGGGAAAUCCAGCCGUCAGCCUCCUCGCUGUGCACAGACAUUGAAAGCUCUAAACACCCUCUGGUUCAUGUUUGCUUCCCCCGGCACUGUGAGGAUUUCAUUUGUGUGUGUGCUUAAUGAGGUGUUUUGAAAUC